Messenger RNA from Candidozyma haemuli, 723 nucleotides. RefSeq lists its product as uncharacterized. The record is from RefSeq and is a predicted model, not a curated record. Lineage: Eukaryota; Fungi; Ascomycota; Pichiomycetes; Serinales; Metschnikowiaceae. The transcript has a single exon. The coding region runs from base 1 to 723 and encodes 240 amino acids.
AUGAAGCUUUACAGUGUAUUGGCGGCUGCUUUUGCUGUCCAGAGUGCUGUGGCGCUCGGCUUUAAGGCCCAAUUUGUCAAUGUUCCCGAAGAAGCCCUAGAACUAGAGAAUGUCAGGGCUGGCAAGACUUUACCCAUUGAAAGAAACUACCAAUCACGUAUAGACGCUCAGAUUGUGGGAUUGGGUUCGAAACAAGGUGAAGUUCAUAAGUACCUUGUGAAGAAACUGUACGAGUUUGAUGUGGAAGGUUUGACUACUGGAGAGUACGAAUUGUUGGUGCAUUCACAUGAUUUCCAUAUUCGCCGUAGCAGGUACCGUGUGACGGUUAACGAGAGUGAAAUUUCCGUUGUUGAUGACUUCUUGGGUGAUGAGGCGUUAAAUAGAACAUUGGCUGUUUCUGUUAGUGAGAAGAGUCCACUCUUGAUCGAGGCUCUGACGGUGAAGAUAUUCCAGGAAUCGCCUAGAAAUAAGCUUAAAGAGAUGUUGAUGCAGAGUCCUUUUGGCUUCAUCUUUAAGAACAGAGCGUACACUUUGAUCUUCCUUGUGUGUAUGGGUCUUAUGAUCACCCCGCUGCUUAUCCAAUGGUUCUUCCCAGACCUUGCGGAUAAGUUUGAUGAGAUGCAGAAAGAAGCCAACGAGAAGAGGUCUCAACGGGUCCAGGCAGAGAAGCAGCAGGCUGCACCACAGAACGAGAAGCCCAAGAAGACAAAGAAGAGAAGCUGA